Molecule: messenger RNA, 3789 nt
Organism: Amyelois transitella
Lineage: Eukaryota; Metazoa; Arthropoda; Insecta; Lepidoptera; Pyralidae
Product: probable RNA-directed DNA polymerase from transposon BS
Exons: 1
Coding region: 1-3717 (1238 amino acids)
Molecular function (GO): RNA-DNA hybrid ribonuclease activity; nucleic acid binding
Source: RefSeq, a predicted model, not a curated record
AUGGACUACAGCAACCCAAGUAUCUCAAUAAACAUACUCCAAUGGAAUUGUCAGAGCGUCCGUCCUAAACGAAUAGAACUUGAAGCCCUCCUUAGUCAAGAAAAGAUACAUAUUGCUAUAUUGAGUGAAACCUGGUUAGAACCAUACAGUCCUUUCGAUAUUACCGGAUAUCAUAUAUUCCGAGCUGACCGUCAUGAUGGAUUCGGAGGAGUAGCUAUACUCACACACAAAUCAAUAAAAGCACAACGAUUCGAUGUUCAACUACGUAACAAUGCGAUAGAGGUAAUUUUUGUUAAAAUACAUAAUUGUGAUUAUAUAGAAAACGUAAUUUCUGUGUACUGUCCACCAUCUACUAAUACAACGUUAUCGGAUUGGAAUGAGGUUCUCAAAUUAGGCGAAAUGAGGUCUAUUGUGGCAGGGGAUUUUAACGCUCAUCAUACCAAUUGGUCUACAAAAAUAGAUACACGUGGUGGACAAAUAUAUGAUUCUAUAAUAGAAAAUGACUACUGUUCGUUAAAUAAUGGCACAAACACAAGAGUUAAACUAGUCAAUGGCCUAGUCCAAAGAUCAUCACCGGAUAUAUCCCUGAUAUCAACAGAUAUAGCUCUAGGAUUUGAUUGGCAAGUAUUAAAUGAAAAUCUCGGAAGUGAUCAUUUGGCUAUUAAAUUGAGAACCAACAUCUCGGCUAAUCCAAACUAUAAAAAGAAAUUCAAUCUAAAGAAAGCUAAUUGGAUUAAAUAUAAAGAAAAUAUUGAAAGUUUAUUCUUGAACUUUAAUUUACCUCAGGAUAAUCAGACGGCGUAUGAUGAGUUUACCAAUAUGGUUCUUAUCGCUGCUAAAGAAUCAAUUCCUUAUAUCAAAAUCUGCAACAAUCCAGUACGUGCCCAAAAUUUUAAACCUAAGCCUUACUGGAAUAAAGAAGUAUCAAAAGCUGUAGCAGAAAGACGUCGUGCACUAGCAAUUUUCCGUAGAAAUCCCACUCCAGAUAACCUCGAGUUACUUCAAACUAAGAUCCGAACAGCCCAGUCAGUGAUUAGGAGUAAUAAAUGUAAGUCUUGGAGAGGUUGGUGUGAUAGUCUGGAUGGUGUGUCCUCGUCAACUGAAAUGUGGAACAAAAUGAGAUGGCUGAAAGGUUACAGUGCUCCAACACGAUAUGUUUCUUCAGAUGUAGCAGACAAAUUACUUUGCGAUUUAGCGCCUGAUUUUGUAACUCCACCCCCUCCGAAGUUCCACUCGAAAAAUCAGCUAUUAUCUAGUCCAAUAACAUUGCAAGAACUUACUAAUAACCUAAAACAAUCAGACACAGCCCCAGGGUUGGAUGACAUCUCCUAUUCUAUGAUUAAUCACUUGCCUGAUAUAGCCAAAAGCAUUCUAGUGUGUUUAUACAAUAGGUUUCUAAACACAGGUUUUGCUCCGUCACAGUGGAAAGAGAUCAAAAUUGUCCCGAUACCAAAAUCAGGCGCUGAUAGCAGUGGUUCUUCAUCAGGUAUGAGGCCUAUUGCCUUGAUAUCCUGUACAUGCAAGAUAUUUCAUUCAAUAAUUACACGAAGAUUAGAAUGGUAUUUUGAAAAGAAUAAAUUAUUUUCAGAUGAGACUAUAGGAUUUAGAAGAACUAGAUCUUGCAUGGACAAUUUAUCAAGGUUAGUGUCACGGAUACAAAUUGGUUUUAGCGAAGGUUUAGUAACGGUUGGAUGUUUUAUCGAUAUCAAUAAUGCUUAUAAUAAUGUUGAUAUAUCCUGCCUUGUGCUCUCAUUGGAUAAGAUUGGAGUUGGAGCUUCAGUGUGCAAUUAUCUUUGGCAGUUUUUAAGUGGCCGUAGUUUGUUCAUAGAAUUAGACAAUAAUAAAAUUAUUCGUACAACUGGUACCGGAAUAGCUCAAGGUGACCCAUUAUCUCCAUUUUUAUUCAAUGCUGCUACCUUAAGUAUUUGUAAGGAAUUGUCUGGAUUGCUUUUUGUAUCACAAUACGCCGAUGAUUUUGUGCUUUAUGCUACCCACAAAGACAUAUCUGAAGCAGUCUCCAUUGUUCAGCGUGCUUUGGAUAUGUUUAAUGAUAUGAUAGAUGACAUCGGAUUAAGUGUCUCUCAUAGAAAAACGAAAAUGUGCAUAUUUUCGAGAGGUCAGAGAAAACGUCUUUCGGCUGAUGAUACAGCGUUGAGGGUUAAAGAGUUCAAAAUUGAAAUAGUAGAUAGCGUAAAAUAUUUAGGAAUGUGGUUCGAUAGAGGAUUAAAAUGGGGCAAACACAUAAAUUAUACGUAUGAGAAAACUUGUAAAUUUUUGAACAUAUUCAAAGUGUUAGCUGGUUCUAAGUGGGGCAUACACCCGAAGCAUCUUAGACGCUUAUACAUAGCAAUCAUCCGAAGUCGCCUGGAUUAUGGCAGCUUUCUCUAUGACACCAGUGUCAAAAGCCAUUUAUAUAAGUUAGAUAAAGUACAGAAUCAGGCGAUGAGAGUGAUCGGUGGUUUUAUUAGAACUUCGCCAGUGCAUGUCAUGGAAAGCGAGUUAUGUCUUCCACCAUUAUCUAUUCGUAGGCGCUUUCUGGCAAUAAAGUUUUGGUUUAAAUCUAUUUCAUUGAACAAAAAUUCUAUUCUGGAAAUAAUCGACGAACUGAAUUGUUUAUGUGAAUGGAGAUACUGGUCUCGGAAAAGGCUGCCACUUCUUGUGGACACAUACAGGAAAUAUAAGUACAAUAAGUUACAAUCAUUUGAUAAUUUGCCAAUGUAUAAUCUGGAGUAUUGGGUUACUUAUUAUGAUCUAUCCAAAAAUAUUAUUGUUAGUAUCGAUGGUUUUGAAAAAGCUAAAAGACAAGUUAGUGCAUUGGAACUUAGUAAUACUUGCUGUGAAUACUUAAAUAGACAUUAUAAUUCAUAUUACAAAUUAUAUACUGACGGGUCUAAAAAUAAAAUGGGAUGUGGAGCUGCAUUUUAUGACUCAAAUAUGAUCACAUCAGUUAAAUUUAGUAUUUCUGGUGAUAUUUCUAUUAUGCACGCAGAAUUGAUUGCCAUAUCCGAGGCAUUACAAUAUGCAAUAACAUUGCAAAGUACCCUAAUUGUCAUUUUCACUGACUCUAAAAGCGCUUUGUUACACUUGGCUCGGAUCCCCUCGAAUAGUCGAGGAUGCCCGAUAGCCUACACAAUUCUUGAAACUAUGAAUAAGCUUCGACACUUAGAUAAAAAUGUUUUAUUGCAGUGGAUUCCAUCGCACAUCGGAAUCAGGGGUAACGAGGAGGCAGAUUUAGCAGCUAAACAAGCCAUUAGUGAAGGCAUCAGUUACGAAUGCAAGCCACUUCAAAAUGAAGCGUUAAAUCUUUCGAAAGUUGACUGUAGGCGAUUGUGGCACGAAUACUUCAAUGAGCGGUCUAGAUAUAAAGGUAUUUGGUACAAAACCAUCCAGUGUCAACCUCCUCUUUACCCAUGGUUCGAUGAUCAUCACGGAAAUAGGGUAACCAUUGUAACACUGUUGAGACUUCGUUGUGGUCAUAUCCCAUCUAACAAGUUUAAAUACCUAAUGGGCAUCUCAGACACACCUGAUUGCCCAGAGUGUAACAAGGUAGACGAUGUUCAACACGUGUUGAUGGAAUGUGUUCGCAACGAGGCGCUCCGCCGUGAAUUGCGACUCAGUGGCGGCAACGCAGUGGGUAGGUGCAAUAGUCUUUUAGCUGAUCCGUUAUCAGAAUGUGCUAAGUGCCUAGUUAAGUUGUGUCAUGAAAUUAUUAUCUAAAUGUAAUUACUGGAAUGUUUAAAUGAUUCCUUUGUUCGAUAACCUUACGGGGGUGACAUAGUCACUGCGUGA